This is a messenger RNA of Pocillopora verrucosa, 4872 nucleotides long. The record is from RefSeq and is a predicted model, not a curated record. Lineage: Eukaryota; Metazoa; Cnidaria; Anthozoa; Scleractinia; Pocilloporidae.
UUAAUCGUCGGUAUUCGUUUUCUUCGAUAAAGUUUCGAACUCGACUCUGUACAUCCUUUUACUAGAACACUAGAGGACAAAAUCAUUUGGCAUACACGACACAAGUGGCAUUUUUCAAGCUAGCUUAGGAGUAAUACAUUUGACACGGAAAGAUGGACGGAACACACGCCAAGAUCCCGAAAAACGCUAGUUCAGGACCCCAUCUUGAGGAUGAGUUGGAACGUGAUGAUAAUCAGUCUGCCAGACGCAGCACAUUUGAACAAUUUGAAGAAACGAUGGAUCACUUACAGCAAUGUGAAUUGAAAGCGGCCACAGAGUCUUUGCAAGCUGCGCAUGAGCACCUCGUGAAUCUAACCCCAGAUAGCUUCGGAAACCCAACUGAUUACGAGAAGGGGCAGGUGGAUCGAGGUAGAAAGAUGUGUUUGAGUAAUUGUUCCAUUCCUUCUUUCUUUGGAGUUGUUUUGUUAAACCUCGAGCUGACUUCAGAUAAGGAUGUUCAUUUUUUUGCCAGCUUUACUAUUGUCUUUGGUGCUGUUGCACUCAAGCUGCAUAAAUACAAAAUAGCUAUAGACUUAUUUCAGCGAUGGUAUUCUCUUUUCACAUUUAAUACCACGGCAUAUCCUGAAAACAAAAUGCAACUCAUCGAUGUUUUAAGAGCAGUAGCCAAGGCCAAUGUAGGUUGUGUUUAUCUGAUUAUGCGAGUUAUGGACAAGGCUAAGGAUUAUUUAGAACACGCGCUGGAGAUUUUUGGAGCAAUUGAAAACAAAUACAAAACUGACUCUCCAGAAAUAUACAUUGUUGCUAUACAAACCAACUUAAGCUUAGCUUACCAGUGUCAGAAGAACUACCCUGCUGCAGUAAAGUUGCAGGAGCGUCUUAUUCUAAAGUCCACAGAUCUUAUUCUUCCCCCACAUUUGGUAGCCGCCAUACAUUACAAUAGAGCAGAGUUGUUCAUAGAACUCAAAGAACCUGUCAAAGCACUGAUGGAGCUGAGGAUAUUGGAUUUACUAUCUGAGAGGAUGAACAAUGAAGAAGCAAUAUUCUCGAAAUUUAUAUCGUCUAAAAUUUGUUUGGCGUAUCAAAAGAUUGGAGAUGUGGCUAGUGCAGAGAAAAUAGCGGAGCGCUUGACUUUCCCUUCUCUUUCGCCUAAAUCGCUAUCACCACCACUCUCGCCUUCUUCACAAUCGUUUUCGACAGCAUCGGGGUCAGGGCUAGGGUCAUUAUCAUCAUCAUCAUCACCGUCGUCAUCAUCAGUUUCAUCAUCAUCAUCAUCUUCAGCAGUUUCAUCAUCAUCGUCAUCGUCAUCGUCAUCUUCGUCAUCAACAUCGUCAUCUUCAUCGUCUGCUUCGUCACUAAUGUCUUCAUUUUCGUUUUUCUUUCCCGAUUUUGAAGUUGCCCUCGGAUGUAGUGGACAAUUCCACUGGGACUUCUUGUUCGCAACGAUAUUGAAUUUAGUUGAUUAUCACUUGAACGAUAAAAACUCAGACUUUGCAUCUUUCCUUGACGUUUUUGUACCAAGUUGCAAAGAAACGCUAGGGAAAAACCACCCAACGCAUGCAUCGUUUCUCUAUAGGCAAGGUGUUAGAUUCUUUCUGAUGAAGAAAAACUUGUCAUCAAAUAAUUUCUUUGAAGAAGCAUUGAGUAUUUUGACAAGUUUUGACUACGGUUCAGAUCACCCGGAUUUAGUGCAAUGUCACAUCGCUCUUGCAAGACUUUUACUGUGCGAGGACUUUCAAGAGGUUCCUCAGUUGAAGUCGCGCCCUGAACGAAGCUGGCGAGAAUUUCCUUGCAACGCGGCAGGUGGAGUUGUGAGCCCUGAUAUUCCAUCAUUUGGAGAAGACAACAACAAGUGGGACAGCAACGAAGAAUUCAACGAACCAGGUAAAAUUUCUAGUCAAGAAAACAGUGAAGGUGAGCAUCACUACCGCCUUAAAAAUCCGUCCCAAAAGGAUAAAAAUGGAAGAAUCAGCAUCUCACAGGAGGUAAUGGAAACACCAAAUGAAGUCAGCGAUGGACGGAAUGGCGUUCUUAAAGCUUCUUUUCAGGGAGGAGAUGUGUUUGCAGACAGCGGUGAAAACCGCGAUGUACUUCCUACAAAUGGGGCUUACGGCCUUGACAAGGAUUGGAAUACCCAAGCUGUUGCCCUUCCAAAAACACCAGGAGAUUUCCAUGAGACUAAUUCGAAAAAAAAAAGAUCUCUUGGUUUGAAAGGUGGACGCCGAAGCGAUCUUCCGUCAGGCCACAGUUCACAAAGGGAUCAAAGUGAGGAUGACUUUGGAACAAAUCACAUCGGAAUAUAUCCCAGUUUUCUCGCACGUCAUUCUUGUGAGUGCCGUGCAUCUGAUGAGCGCUGGGAUUCUUGUGGCCCAUGUGAAGAUUUUGAAUUGCCUGUAGGUACACACUCCGAGUACAACAGAUCUGGGUGUAUGCCUGAAGUGUACUGCCCUACUCCCCCAAGUUCAUCGACACUUCCUGAAUGUCGUGAUUCUACAAAAUUUUAUGCAGGAGAUUAUUCUGCCUACGCCAGCACCAUGGGAUCUCCUCCACAAAUAUACUCAAGUCGUGAUGGUUAUCAGCCGCAAAAGUCAUCCCUCAACUUAGUGAUGCCCAAAACUGUUUCAGCGAAGACCUUAGGACUGCCUCAAUCUUCAAGCCUCCUCGAAGAUGGAUCUAAAGCAAAUCUCCCGUUGACAGUCAGAGAGUUUCCCAUUGGUAAUGGACGCGCAAGAACUCCGCCAAAUAUCUUCCCAAAUGGACAUGUACUCGCCGAAAGGCCGAUAUCGCCAUCGCAGUUGGAAAGAGGAGAUGACGCUCCGGGAUUUCUUCUGGACGGGGAAAGUGCAGGAGCUGGUCAGGGUCUGUUAAACAGUAAUUCAAACACAUCUGUUGACGGGUCAUUGGCCGUACUCGAGCAACGUGUGGCUGAAGCUUGCUCUCUUGUCGAGAGAACGUUGAAAGAAAGACAAGAGAGAGAGAAAUCCAUGAAAGAAACUGAGCGAAAAAGAAAAGAAAAGCGGGAAAGGAAAGAAAAACAAGCACGAGAAAGAAAAGAAAGGGAAGCGAGGGAAGCGAGAGAAACGGAACUCAUGAAUGAAAGAGUAGAAGAGAACUCCACGAGCAGUGGACAAGAAACACCUUCGCAAGACUCGGCUCCUGCUGAGGUUCGACAAUGGCUGUGUGAACAUUAUCAACGGCUCUGCCGUGUCAAGUUUUCAUGCUGCGGAAAGUUCUUUCCUUGUCAUCGUUGUCAUAACAACUCUGGGUGCCCAAAUGACAAUUCCAAAGCAAGAGAGGCGUGUUCUGUUGAGUGCUCUGUUUGUAGCCAUCAACAAGAGAUCAACCAGGACGCCCACACCUGUGCCAGAUGCAAAACAAGGUUCUCAGCAUAUUUCUGCUCGGUGUGUAAACACUUCACAGGGGAAGAUAAAGCUCCUUAUCACUGCGAAAAGUGUGGUAUCUGCCGUAUCUACAAGGACCGCUCUUUCCACUGUGAUGUGUGUAACGUCUGUCUGGACAAACGGCUGGAAGGAAAACAUUCUUGCCGAGCAAAUUCAGGACACGAUGAGUGCUGCAUCUGUUUAGAGGACGCUUUCAGCGGUUGUCAGAUCCUGCCAUGCUCACACAAGGUUCACCGAGAGUGCGCUAUUGCUAUGAUACAGAACGGCGUUCGCAGCUGCCCAAUUUGUCGCCAUCCUUUGUACAGUCAGACAGGCAUGAAUGAAUGAUAACCUCGACUCCAGUGCUAAGAAUUCCAAGAAAAGGCAAAUUGUUCCUAAUUGAGAUGUUUUAGAUAGCGUCCUGAUUAAUUUAUUCAUUCUUUAUUGUAGGCGUGAAUUUAACUCUUUAUCCUUGACUGGCUCCUAAUUUGUCCUCACGGUAUCACCCUAGAAUGAAAUGGUGAAUGUGACGAAAAUAAAGGCACUGAUCACCAAUUUAGCAAGCUCCUGAUUAUCAAACAAACUCUCAUUGUCAGUACCAGAGGAAAUACAAAGAGAACAGUGAAGAUUGUUCGGGUGUAGAGGGUUAAAGAUCGUAAUAGUUAUUUUAAUCUCACUUGUGCAAGGACGCAAACCUUAGGGGGAAGGGGAAAUGAGGGUGGCAGGAUCCCCUUAGGUCGAAGUGAUUUCUAUACAGUGACUUUAAUAUCCAAAUUUAUACAAAAGUAUACAAAGCAUUGGUUUGUCUGGCGAGGAGAUGGAAAGCCAAGUGCAUCAUAAAAGUGAAGCCAUUGUAAAAUAAAAUUCUAUUUCUUAUCAUUGUAGGGAAAAAAUCAGAGUAAAUUGUCCACAGGCUUAAGCAGCAAAUUAGAUUUGGUAGCGGGUUGUUUUUUUCGUAAUCUAAAAUGAAAAAACGCUUCAGGGGAUUUUGUAACCUUUCGGCCAAACAAAACAUUUCACUUGGUGUUGUUAUUAAAUUCCUGGAGGUGUUUCAUGGUUAUUAGAGUGCUAUGUGAAAUAAAGCCCCUCUACAACCUUUUUUUCAUAUAUAGUUACACCAGAACAGGAAGGAAGUUUAAGGAUUUCAAAUUUCAUCUUCUUUUCCUUCGUGAGACGUGCGAUAGAAAUGAAGGAAAGAAAAAUCGAGCUUGCUCUUGAAAUUUCGGGAGUCAUCUAUUAAGUUAGUAACGAGUGAUAUUAAUGCAUUUUCAGUAACUAAAUUUACUUAUUAAGCUUAUUUUAUAAUAAAGUGGUAACCUCCAUAAAUAAAAGGUAUUUAGUUUUCUUAGGUUUUACAAUUUUUGUAGUUAUGUAAGUAGUUUCUUAUUUCCUACUGAGGUAACCUCUGGAUUUUAAACUUCAGGUAGCUAUGCAAGUCAUAGUUACGCAAUCAUUAUAUUUUCUCAGCAAAGAAAGUAGACAAUGUGUGGAUCGA